Eruca vesicaria subsp. sativa (arugula) is the source of this 1268-nucleotide messenger RNA. Lineage: Eukaryota; Viridiplantae; Streptophyta; Magnoliopsida; Brassicales; Brassicaceae. The record is from the annotation of a GenBank genome assembly.
CCUUUGAUGUCCACACUCUCUUUUGUUUCUUCUCUCCUUAGAUAGAAAAAAAAACAUUUGUCUCUCUAAAAGAAACGACGUAGUUUUCUUCACCAAAUGGACUUUCAAGAAAACAACAACAACAAUCAAGAAGAUGAAGAAGACCAAAUGAAUCUCCACGAUGAAGAAGAACAAGAAGAAGACGACGCCGUUUACGACUCUCCAGUACCGUCUCGUGUCCUCAAAACCUCCACUGAAAGUCCCGACACAACCGGAACAACUUCAGCAGGCGUCGGAGGAGGAGGGUUCAUGGUGGUUCACGGUGGCUCCUCCUCCUCAAGCAGGUUUAGGUUCCGUGAGUGUCUCAAGAACCAAGCGGUGAACAUAGGAGGACACGCGGUGGACGGUUGCGGCGAGUUUAUGCCAGCUGGAAUCGAAGGAACCAUCGAUGCCCUAAAAUGCGCAGCGUGUGGCUGUCACCGUAACUUCCACCGCAAGGAACUACCUUAUUUCCACCACCACGCGCCGCCACCUCCUCCUCCACCGCCUGGAUUCUACCGUCUUCCUGCUCCGGUGAGUUAUCGUCCUCCUCCACAGCCUCCUUCUCAAGCUCCUCCUCUUCAGCUAGCUCUCCCUCCACCGCAGAGAGAGAGGUCAGAAGAUAGGAUGGAGACUUCUUCUGCUGAGGCAGGAGGUGGAGGUGGAGGGAGUAGUGGGAUUAGGAAGAGGUUUAGGACUAAGUUCACGCCGGAGCAGAAGGAGAGGAUGUUAGCUUUAGCUGAGAGUAUUGGUUGGAGGAUUCAGAGACAAGAUGAUGAAGUGAUUCAGAGGUUUUGUCAAGAGACUGGUGUCCCUAGACAAGUUCUUAAGGUUUGGUUACAUAACAACAAACACACUCUUGGUAAGUCAUCAUCUCCACCACUUCACCAGCAUCCUCAUCAGAAUCCAUCUCUUCCUCAUCCUCAUCCUCCUCCACAGUCUUCUUCGUUUCAUCAUGAACAAGACCAACCAUGAAUCUUGAUUUUCUUGAUCACUUGUUAGGGUUUUUUAUUUAGCUAAUCAAUUUACUUGAGGGAAUUUGAGAUGGUUUUUUAUUUGUUUAGUUUAUGUACCCAUUUGGUGAUGAUGAUGUUGUUGUUGUUGACGCUCUUUCUGUUUAAUUAAUUACGUUUUUCAUUAUCAUCUUCUGUAGUCUCAUUCUUGAGUUGUUUAGUGUACUAUUAGUGAUUAGUGAGGAUUUUUAGUAAUUAACAUCACAUGUGUCAGUGUUUUAGAUUUAUCAUUGUCUU